UUCAUACUCUCCACCCAUCGCAACUUCCUGUUGACCAGCAAUGCUUCGAAACAAAAAUAGGCACUCGAUUCGAGAGCAAAUGUCGACCCUUAAACGAUUUCCAUGUGGCUUUCUCCCGGGCCAGCGGUACCGGUGGAAGCUAGAUCUCUUGGCCUUCAAAUGCAAGCGAUGCCGCAUCCGCACCGACUGCGAUUGUUCACGACCACAAAUCUUUGCUGACCUACCCCUUUCGAGUGCCAACCGACCUGUUUCAAACACACCCUUGGCGGCUUCCUCUGCUCCACAGCUUCUUAGCACAAGAACCAUAUCAUGGUGUAACAGACACCGAAGAGCUAAUCUGUCUUGGCGCCGUGACCAUGAUACAUUGCCUUCUCUCCAUAAUCACAACCUCGUUUACAUAGGUAGUCAAGAAUAGCUGAUCCGGUCCAAUGGAACACUCCAGCUCCGUCAGCCGCUCCGUUCAAGGUGCCAUGAUUCGCGUGGGAGGCCGUAUCGGGUGCGUAUUGAGCAUUGAUGUCGUCGGGUACGAAGUUGUGAAGGUGCACAGCCUCAGGGUGGCCCGCCUGCCCCCCCAGAGUUCAGCGCCGGUCGCCAACGGCUCAGUAGCCUAUCAAAGCCAUGGUGUGAGCAUCCCGCGGCCAUUACGGCCCACUCGUCACUCGCGUUUCCCACGCACGGAGGAAGUUUGCUUUGGCCAAGUUGGGCUGUUGUGUGUGGUCUGUUUGGGUGUGCUGAGGUGUCUAGUCAGUCACCUAGUCUGAACAGAUGUUUGAUCCAGGUAGACUAGGUAUUGUUGCUCGGUGCGUUCGGAUGAUGGUUUGCCAGUGACGACAGGAGUGACAGUUAAAAUCGAACGGUGCUGUCGGGCUUGCUGGGCCCAGCAACUGGGGGAAAGUGGGGCAUGGCACAUCGUAUCGCGCCCCAGGGCCGGCCGGGACGAGACGCUGCCAGUGGGAAGCUCCAGAGGCUAAACAGGGGGUCUGUUGGCGUGUUGGUGUUAUGUAAUCAGGCCUCAAGCCGCUAUCAACCCAUUGUUUCCCCUCGAAAUUUCCUGGGCCACCGCUUACUGCUGGCCAUGCAUCCAUACUGUGCCGGCUUCCUUUGAAAGGCGAGCGGUCAGCCAGAGCAGUGUGCUUCUCUUAUUUCUCUCCAGUUUUCGUCCAUCCGUGGCCAAUUCAACCCCCUUCCCGAACCCAUUGCGCACAACGAACGAGGCCCCAGAGCGAGACGACGCUCCUCCGAUUUCCCCUUCCUCCUAUCCCACACAUCUGCCAACCAUGGCCGCCAUGCAAGAAUCCGGACAGCACCAGACUGCCAUCCGAAGGAAGCUCGUUAUCAUCGGAGACGGUGCUUGCGGUAAAACCAGUUUGCUGAGCGUAUUCACCCUCGGCUUCUUCCCCACAAUUCCAACCGUUUUCGAAAACUACGUGACCGACUGCAAAGUAGACGGCAAGAACGUACAACUCGCCCUCUGGGAUACCGCCGGCCAGGAAGACUACGAGCGGUUACGGCCGCUAGCAUACUCCAAAGCACACGUCAUCCUGAUAGGCUUUUCCAUCGACACGCCAGAUUCACUCGAUAAUGUUAAACACAAGUGGGUGACAGAAGCACAAGAGAGAUGUCCCGAGGUGCCAAUCAUCCUGGUAGGACUGAAGAAGGAUCUCCGCGACGACCCAGUCGCCAUUGAAGAGAUGCGGAAGAAAUCUCAGAGAUUUAUCACGCCGACCGAGGGCGAGCAUGCCGCGAAAGAAAUCGGCGCGCGCAAGUACCUCGAGUGCUCGAGUUUGACGGGCGAGGGCGUCGAUGAUGUGUUUGAGGCGGCCACGAGAGCGUCGCUGCUCAUGUUUGAGAAGAGCGAGGGGGGCGGCUGCUGUGUCAUUUUAUGAGCAACCAACGCAUCUGACAUGUGGUGCUUCUCACGGGACAAGACCGAUUUACGCCAGGAGGAGGACGGGAUGGCAUAGGUUUCUUUUGCAAGCCCCAGGUCGCGUUGGAAGUCGCAUGAAGUAGUAAGGCAGUUCAGGUCUGAGCAGCUUCACUUCAUGUUCAUCAUCACCAUUACUCCACCAACACACCACACUACACCACAUACCACCCCAGACGACAUCACUGCCACCGCUUGGCCGGAACGAAUAACAUUCUUACUCAAUCAUCCCUCACAAACCGCCCUAAAUCCGGCACAACAGUCCAUACACACACGACAUUUGACGUGUGAAAACGACGGGAGGGGGGGAACCAAAAAGGCCAGCGAGUUUCUGUAUUAAUAACGGUUUUAUAGAAGUUACUUUCGGUUUUGCUUUCUCUCUCUCUGGUUAUAUCUUUCUCACUACUCUCAGUCGGAGGCUUUUUUCUCUCUCAAGUAUCGAUCUAGGGAAUGGGGGAACAAGCGGGGAGGUGUUUUGUUUUCAUUGUCUGUAUUUUGUCAUGUUUUUUUAUUAGUGUUCAUCAAAGGGAAAUGGGAGGGGCAGGUAGUGAAAUUGGGUUUGGGCUGGGUUCUCUUUUCUCUUUUUCUGUUGUUUUGUUGCAUGGAAAGCGAAACUGGGAAUUUAAUUAUUUUGAACUGUGUUUUUGAGGUUUUUCUAUCUUGAACUGCCGAUGUCUCUGUUUCCUACCAUAUCUCCAUUUCUUCUCUAUGAGCAGGGUAAUAUGGGAACAUGUAAAAAGCGUGGUGUUGUAGGUGCGGCAGGGGGCGGUUGUGACUUAUCGAAUAUUUUCUGUAUUCAAUUCGAAAAAAAAAAAACAGAUUGUGGACUCAU
Messenger RNA from Podospora pseudopauciseta, 2756 nucleotides. It is a transcript of the gene RHO2, whose product is annotated as Rho GTPase. Lineage: Eukaryota; Fungi; Ascomycota; Sordariomycetes; Sordariales; Podosporaceae. Gene Ontology annotation, biological process: small GTPase-mediated signal transduction. Gene Ontology annotation, cellular component: cytosol. Gene Ontology annotation, molecular function: GTPase activity; protein kinase binding; GTP binding. The coding region runs from base 1278 to 1886 and encodes 202 amino acids. The record is from RefSeq and is a predicted model, not a curated record. The transcript is spliced from 4 exons.